This is a messenger RNA of Monoraphidium neglectum, 825 nucleotides long. RefSeq lists its product as hypothetical. Bases 1 to 825 code for a protein of 274 amino acids. The transcript is spliced from 2 exons. Lineage: Eukaryota; Viridiplantae; Chlorophyta; Chlorophyceae; Sphaeropleales; Selenastraceae. The record is from RefSeq and is a predicted model, not a curated record.
AUGCCCACCCUGAAUUCGGGCUCGCCCCGACUGGAGCCGACCAGCGGCGGGCGCCGCCGCAGCCGGAGCCGCAGCCGCUCGCGCAGCCGUAGCAGGGGCCGCGACGGCGGCUCGGCCCGCGCGCGGCUCGAGCGCGGCGGCGGCGGGGACGAGGGGCGGGGCAAGAGCAGGGGCGGCAGCAGGGAGCGGGGCCGCGACGGCGGCCGCGAGCGUGAGCGCGAGCGUGACCGCCCGCGGAGCCGCAGCCGCAGCAGAGGGAGGGACGGCGGGGACAGGGGACGCGACAAGCUCAAGCGCAGCCGCAGCCGCAGCAGGGGGCGGGACGGCGGCGACAAGGGGCGCGAUCGGAGCAAGCGCAGCCGCAGCCGCAGCCGCAGCAGGGGGCGCGACGGCGGCGGCGCCGGCGCCGGCGACAGCAAGCGCCGGCGCGAGAGCGGCGCCGACGCUGGCGCGGCGCGCGUCAACGGCGCGGCGGGGCCGGCGCUGGCGGCAGAUGAGGGCGAGGAGGAGGGCGGCCGCGGCGGCGGGGAGGCGCGGGGGCGGGAGGGGGAUGGGAAGGAGGAUCGCAGCAGCAGGCGGCAUAAGGAGGACAGGAAAGACAAGCACAAGCACAAGUCGAAGCACAAGCAUAAGGACAAAGACAGGGAGAGGGAGCGGGAGAAGGACAGGGGCCCGCGCGAGGAGCGCGGCGGCGGCGCGGCGGAUGGAGGGGCCGGCGAGGGCGGCGCGGCAGAGGCGGGCGCGGCGGAGGCGGGCGCGGCAGCGACGAACGGCGGGGGCGGGAAGGGCGGCGGCAGCGGCGGGGCGGACAUGUCGGACGGGUGA